Pocillopora verrucosa is the source of this 693-nucleotide messenger RNA. The record is from RefSeq and is a predicted model, not a curated record. NCBI's taxonomy places the organism in Eukaryota, Metazoa, Cnidaria, Anthozoa, Scleractinia, Pocilloporidae.
AUGCGUGUUUUCAUUAUAGUUUUUUGGGAGUUUACACUAAGUGGACGAAGUGGAAGGUAUGGCGUUAUUCAGACCUUCACUGUUCCGCGUACGACCCUUUACCAAAUAAAGGCCUGGGGAGCUCGUGGUGGGACGCAUUCAUACAAUUAUGGAUCUAGACCUGGAACAUACUAUGGUGGUAGGGGAGCAUCCAUAGAAGGAAAGUUCAGAUUGAAUAAAGGAACAGUGCUGAAUAUUGUGGUUGGACAGCGUGGUGGAAAUUCAGUGGAGGUUAAGGGUGGUCGAUCCACAUCCUUAACAGCAGCUCAGCUGGGACUGUCUGUAGAGGACAAUGCUGGAACCGGAGGAGGGGGUGGUAGUUUUGUCUAUACCACAAGUAAUACCCUGUUAUUAGCUGCCGGAGGAGGAGGUGGUGCGUCAGGUGGUUACAACGGAACGAAUGGUCAGACGAGAACAAGUGGAACCAGUAGUGUGGGGAAAGAACCAUCACGGGUUAGGAAGGGAGGCACUGGAGGGCAGCCAGGUGAAUGUAACAGAGCAGGUGGUGCCUUUCGUGGGGGUGUAGGUGCUGGUUGGCAUGGCCCUUUUCCGUCCUCUUACCGUUUACAGACAUUUGAAUAUCCCUUCCCUUUGAAAACUUCUGUAGUUCUGGAACUUUCAGAUUGGGGAAGAAAGCAUCAAAAGUUCCCUUAG